Molecule: messenger RNA, 1216 nt
Organism: Beta vulgaris subsp. vulgaris (sugar beet)
Lineage: Eukaryota; Viridiplantae; Streptophyta; Magnoliopsida; Caryophyllales; Amaranthaceae
Exons: 3
Coding region: 31-1056 (341 amino acids)
Source: RefSeq, a predicted model, not a curated record
AGGCUGAACCGUCGUCCUUUGAAUUGGGGGAUGUUUCCUAGAGUGAAAGCAUGGUCAGUGCAAGAUGUGAACUUAGCUAAAGCUGAGGACAGAAUUGCAAGUGGUGACUAUGGCAGCCUAAAGUGCAUUGAUGUUGCUUAUGGUGAGAAUCAUCCGAUGAUGCCGAGGGACACGAUGGGUCCGGAGUACAUGGCUUAUGAGAUUGUUGGCCUUGUUCUCAGUGGUUUGGGUAUAGAAUUACCUACUGCGGCAGCAGCACAUGCACGCAUGGGAGGUGGUGGAGUUGGUGCACACAUAGGAGGUGGUGGAGUUGGUGCACACAUGGGAGGUGUCAUGGAAGGUGUUGGAGUUGGUGCAGACAGGGGAGUAGAAUCAGAAGGUGAAGAGAUUCGGCCACGACCUAGGGGUGGCAGGGUUCAGAUGAGGCAUAGGACAAACAAAAGAGAAUUGAGGGAAGGUAGGGAAAAUUCAAGGGAAAUUGGAGAUCUUGUUGGAGAAGCUGGUAGGCAAGGAGAAAAUGUUAUUACUGAAGAGGAGGGUGUGAGGCAAGGGGAACCUUAUGUAGAAGAACAAUUUGUUAGGCAAGGGGAAGAACCUUAUGUAGAAGAGCAGCAUGAGGAUGAGGGGGUACAUAGUAAUAGUAAUUGGAGUGUGGGAAGCCUAGUUAAGCGUUUGAAUAUUGGGUUGUCGGAGACGACGCCAAUGAAUACGGGUAGGUAUGAGUGGGGAUCAAGCUUCAGGGGUCGUGUUGAAUUAGAUCCAAUUAACGUUGGUGGUGAUAAUAUAAGCUUGGGCGGUAGCAAUAUGGAUGGGAAUGGGAAUAGCAAGGGUGGCGGUGUAAAUGUGGAACAGGGUAGUAAUGAUGCACUUUCGGGGACCCAAUCCAAAACAGCAGAUGUGGUUGGUAAUGUGAAAAAGAGUAGGAGGCGGAGAUGCACAAGGGCAAGUGUGAAGCUUGGUAGUGAUUUUGAUGUGCAAAUUAUUCCUAAAGUGUACCCACACUAUAGGUUAAGAAUUGUGAAGCUUGUUUGCAACUACACUUCGUCCUCUGAGUAAGUAAAGUUAAGAUAGUAAUAUUGUUAAGUUAACUUUAUUGUUUUGCAAGAAGUCAUCCUGUUAUUGGUUGCAUUUGCAGUGACGAUCCUGUUAUGGUGAGAUGUGGUUCUUUAUCUGCCACGGUGCGGGAUUGUAAGACUGUCGUUGGUGUUGAUGAAGU